Molecule: messenger RNA, 1322 nt
Organism: Stylophora pistillata
Lineage: Eukaryota; Metazoa; Cnidaria; Anthozoa; Scleractinia; Pocilloporidae
Source: RefSeq, a predicted model, not a curated record
CGUGACAGUUUUGAAUAAAAUGAGAUUAUUGUGUAAUUUACGCUUGACUUGCUGAGGUACAAUAUGUUUGAUGAGCCCUAACAACUUAAAGAGCUGGCGAUGCAACUCAAAGAUAUAUCAGUCGUGUUGUUCAAGGUGUAAUCCAUAUCAAGGGGUAUUGACGCUCUUGGAAACAACAGCUGAAGAGCCUGUUACAACGAAUUUGUUGUUCUAGCAAACCUUGGUAAUUGUAUCGACGAUUUACAAAUGGAAAACCAAAGGAUUUUCCUGGUGCUCACGCUUUUUGUGGGUGUUUCCCUGGCCAUUGACGAAAUUGGAAAUUUCCGUGACAAAACAGCUCCUAACAAGUGGAGUUUCUUUAAACGAAGCUGGAAUAGGAAAUCAAAAGAUCCAACCAAAAGAUACCAGCUUCCCAACAAAGUCACUGCUGUUGAAUCCGACGACAACGAAUAUAAAUAUCAUCGUUUGUGUCAUCAAAGCCAUUCCGUCAAAUUUCGAGAAAAUGUAAAGUUUGGCAACUUUGUGUUUGAGCCUUUACAAUCAAGUUUUGACGAAACAAAGUGCUCUAUGUACGGAGUAGAUGAAUCUGACGUUUAUACGUUUGAGAGCAAUCCCUAUCAGUUAUGUGCCGAAAAGGAAUCUGUUCCUUAUUUUUGCGCUACGAUGACUAAGGAAAGAUACGUCAAAUACAUGUUCAAGUUAGGGUCCAGGCCAAUUUUCCGAAAUGUAAAAGAAACUUAUCACAGCGGAUGUGAAUGUGUUCACGCUAGUGAUUUGUAGUCGAUAAGCACGUGAGGUAUUCUCGAACCCAGAUCUCACACAUGACUAUGGCUGACCGUGGGAGAUCUGGUUACCACUACGGGGAAUCCUCGUACACUUUACCUGAAGUAACUUUAUAUAUAUAUAUGUAUAUAUAUAUAUAACUGGCCCCCGAGGGAUCGUUUUGACUCGUUCCGCCAUUCGUAGCUUUUUUCUAUGUGUAAAUUGAACAAAGUAGGUCAGAUAACUCAAGUUAAGCAGAAUCAUUUAGAGCAUAUUAUUUCGUUCGAUCCUUAUUACAAUAUAUUAAUUAUUUAAGUCAUCCUUUAGCCAAAGUUACCCGGUCAAUGAUGGAGUUCUUCUAAAGUAAACUAGAGAAACUACUUUCUCAGACACAUCAUCCCAUGUUCGAUAGUGGUUGUUGAUGACAUCGCCCCCUUUCACGGUCGCCUCAAGUUCCGUCGCCCCCAAGUAAAGUUUCGUUGCCUUGAAUUAUGGUUGCAUCGCCCAACUUGUGAGCUAAGGGUUUGAACGUAUUUUUUUACAAAGUUUUAAAGCGGGUG